Messenger RNA from Suillus discolor, 270 nucleotides. RefSeq lists its product as uncharacterized. The transcript has 2 exons. Bases 1 to 270 code for a protein of 89 amino acids. The record is from RefSeq and is a predicted model, not a curated record. Lineage: Eukaryota; Fungi; Basidiomycota; Agaricomycetes; Boletales; Suillaceae.
AUGUCAUCUGUUGAUCGCAAGGCAGUUGAGAAGAUGAUCAAUGAUGUUGGCGUAGACAUUGAUGAUGAACCCUACACAGCUCCACCAGGUGAAGAAGGCUUUGACAUCAGCCACGAGGGUGGCGAAUAUGAAGCUUUUGAAGCUCUCCCUACGCCUGCCCCCGCUCUGCUAAACUCCCCGCGCGGCGGUGCGCCGCCUGCGCCUAGAAAGACAGCGGUCUGGACCGCUAUGACCCCGCCCCCUGGCGCUAUGACCCCGCCCCUGGCCUAG